Auxenochlorella protothecoides is the source of this 1554-nucleotide messenger RNA. RefSeq names its product Beta-glucan synthesis-associated protein SKN1. NCBI's taxonomy places the organism in Eukaryota, Viridiplantae, Chlorophyta, Trebouxiophyceae, Chlorellales, Chlorellaceae. The transcript is spliced from 11 exons. The record is from RefSeq and is a predicted model, not a curated record. Gene Ontology annotation, biological process: (1->6)-beta-D-glucan biosynthetic process. Gene Ontology annotation, molecular function: glucosidase activity. Gene Ontology annotation, cellular component: plasma membrane; endoplasmic reticulum membrane. The coding region runs from base 1 to 1554 and encodes 517 amino acids.
AUGGCCGUUGGUCAUUUACGAUCCCAUUUAACCUAUUUUUACUCAGUUUAUGCCUUGGCAAUUGCUUCCGGCCUGCUGGCGCUGCAUGUGGCGGCCACCACCGGUCCUUGCACGCAGCAGCUGUUGGACACCGGCACGUCCUCCAACCUGGCUGCCAACAUUGACCCCGAUAGCCCAGCCACAGCCUGCAGCAUGGCGGUCUGCACCUCGACUGAGCUGGGUGGAUGUGCCUCUGCAGCCAAGGAGAACCUCAUCCUGGUCAUGUCUGACGAGUUCAACAAGGACGGCAGGGGCCUCGCGGUGUAUCAGAACGACCCCCUGUGGACUGCAGAGAAUCUCUAUUACCAACCGACAUCUGACAUGGAGGUGUACACUGCUCAGCAGGUCGCCACUGGAGGCGGGUCGCUGGAGAUCACCAUCAACAAGGGGGUGGGUCAGGGCAUCUCCCAGGCGCCGGACGGCAGUUCCACAUCUGUGGCCAUGCCCUUUGUCUCAGGCAUGGUCAGCUCCUGGAACAAGUUCUGCUUCACAGGCGGGUACCUGGAGGUGUCGGCAGUCAUGCCCGGCGACGACUUCUAUUCCGGCUUCUGGCCAGCUACCUGGAUGAUGGGCAACCUCGGCCGGGCAGGGUACAUGGCCAGUACUGGCGGCAUGUGGCCGUACUCGUACGACGUCUGCGACGCGGCGGCUGGCAAGGUGGACUGGAGCUCGCUGCCGGGCCAGCGCUUCUCGGCCUGCCCCGACACGGCCGGGAAUAACCAGACUCGUUAUGGCUGGCCGGCCGGCGUGGGCCGCGGCGCCCCUGAGGUGGACCUCUUUGAGAUGAGCGUGCCCAGCAGUGUAAAUGGGCUCAAGGGCACGCCCACGGCCCACGACAGCGACUACAGCCUGCCGUAUGUCAGCCAGACGCUGCAGAUGGCGCCCCUGCAGCCGCCCGGCACCGCCUUCAUGGCUUCGGGUGUCAACUAUCCGGGGGCGAGCUCCGACUUUGACACCCAGAAGAGCUCCUGGUCUGGCAUCUAUGGCCGCCCGGGGAACACAUACCAGGACAGCUUCUCGGCGGUGUCCAGCAUUAACACCUCCUUCUUCAGCGAGUAUCACAACUUUGGGCUGUUCUGGCAGCCGGGUGAGGUCCUGCGCUGGUACAUCGAUGGCCAGAUCACUUUCGAGAUCACCGCGGCUGCUCUGACCGCGGUGUCAAACUCGAGUGGGGCGGAGGUGGGACAGCGCCAGAUCCCCCUGGAGGCCAUGUACAUCAUCAUGAAUCUGGGGAUGAGUAAUGACUUCACACCGGUAGACCUGUACAGGCUCUCCUUCCCAGCCACCAUGAAGGUGGACUACAUCAGGCUGUACCAGGACCCCACCGCCAUCAACGUGGGGUGCUCGCCCACGGCAUACCCCACCCAGCAGUACCUGGCGUGCAACAAGGACCUGUACAUAGUGCUCAAGGAGGACCGGGGCAGGAUACCCGGCGGAUGCACGAGUGGGGCGCUGGCCAGUCAGCCGGCCCUGAGCAUCGGCCUGCUGGCUGUGCUGCUCCUCUGCCUGGCAUGA